AUGAAGCCGGACUCAGCACCGGGGCCUGAUGGGCUGCCGGUCCUCUUCUUCAAGAAAUUCUGGGACAUACUGAAAGGCCCCAUUCUCCAGAUCCUUAAUGAUUUCGCCCUAGGGAGGGUCAACAUUGCUCGUCUUAACUUUGGAGUCAUCUCUCUUAUCCCGAAAGUUCAAGGAGCAGACACCAUCAAGCAGUUUAGACCUAUUGCUCUUAUCAACGUUAUUUUUAAAUUCAUUGCCAAGGCUUACGCUACCCGACUCGCCCCCCUUGCGCAUAGGACCAUUGACCGCAGCCAAUCGGCCUUCAUCAAAGGGAGGUGCCUGCACGAGGGUGUGCUCGCCCUCCACGAAAUCGCCCAUGAGUUGAGGGUUAAGAAACUCAAGGGCCUCCUUCUCAAGCUUGACUUCGAGAAAGCCUUCGAUCGAGUCAGCUGGGAUUUCCUUCGUGAAGUUCUGCUGAGAAAGGGCUUCUCCCCCAUGAUCGUUCAUCGCCUUAUGCAGCUGGUCUCGGGUGGCCAUACUGCGGUCAACGUGAACGGGGUUAUUGGGGAGAACUUCAGGAACGCUCGAGGUGUGAGACAAGGGGACCCUCUCUCCCCGAUCAUGUUCGACUUCAUGGUGGAUUCCCUGGCGGCUAUCAUCGCCAGAGCCACCAUCUCUGGGCACCUCAAGGGUGUGGUGCCCCACCUGAUCCCCAGGGGGAUAACCCAUCUUCAAUAUGCGGAUGACACCUUGAUUCUGAUUGAACCUUCUGAUGCCGGAUCAACUUCGCUAAGAGCGAAGCCGUCGUGGAUCGGGGUCGACGAUCCGGAGCGUCAAAGAGUGGUCGACGCUCUUAAGCUGCAGGCUGGGAGCCUGCCGUUUCACUACCUCGGCCUUCCUGUCGGCGACCGCCCCCUCUCGGUGGCCGAUCGGAACUUCCUUAUCGAGAAGUCGGAGCUCACCAACUCUUGCCUUUCCAGCCUACCACUCUUUGCUAUGGGUCUUUACUUGCUGCAUGACACGACCCACGCAGUAAUGGAUAAACACCGCUCCCGCUUCUUUUGGGAAGGAGCGGGUCCCAAGCGGAAGUACCACAUGGUGGACUGGGCCACGGUGUGCAAACCUCGGGCGUUUGGAGGAUUGGGGAUCCUCAACACCAAGUUCAUGAACAUCGCCCUCAUGUUGAAAUGGAUCUGGAAGAUCUAUCAAAACGAUGAAGGCCUAUGGGCAGACCUUCUUCGGGCCAAGUACCUGGGGGACCACGACCUUUUCUCCCCGGCAGUUCCCACCAAAGGAUCACAGUUCUGGAACGCCAUCCAGAAGAUCAAAUGGUACUUCAAGUUGGGAGCGAAGCACCAGGUUCGCAGUGGGCGGAGGACCUACUUCUGGCUGGAUUGGUGGACGGGCACGGGGCCCAUUCGCUUUACCUUCCCCCGUCUUUUCGCAUGCUGCGACAACCACUUCGCGACCGUGGAAGGGGUUAGGUCCAGCGAUGGCUGGACGAUUCGCUUCAGGCGCACCUUUGGCCUUGCUGAGAGGGUCGAGUGGGACAACCUCUGUAGGAUCUUCGACCUAUCGCCAGCCGCUGAGGGCGCGGAUGUGGUUAGAUGGGCGCUGGAGCCUUCCGGAGAGUACUCCACCUCCUCGAUAGCUGGAGGGUACUGGUCAGACGGAGGGACCGACCACUGUUGGACGCGGCGCUGGACGAGCUUAGGAGGCUACAUGCGCGGGUUCGGGAUGAUGGACGCGGACGCCGUUGACGUCUUCAUGCCGCUCUUCGUUCUUUAG
Messenger RNA from Lolium perenne, 1767 nucleotides. The record is from RefSeq and is a predicted model, not a curated record. NCBI's taxonomy places the organism in Eukaryota, Viridiplantae, Streptophyta, Magnoliopsida, Poales, Poaceae.